Messenger RNA from Platichthys flesus (European flounder), 3222 nucleotides. RefSeq names its product zinc finger and BTB domain containing 8A (gene zbtb8a). The record is from RefSeq and is a predicted model, not a curated record. Gene Ontology annotation, molecular function: protein binding; RNA polymerase II cis-regulatory region sequence-specific DNA binding; DNA-binding transcription factor activity, RNA polymerase II-specific. Lineage: Eukaryota; Metazoa; Chordata; Actinopteri; Pleuronectiformes; Pleuronectidae. The transcript is spliced from 4 exons. Bases 811 to 2247 code for a protein of 478 amino acids. Gene Ontology annotation, biological process: regulation of transcription by RNA polymerase II.
CCAUGAGAAUGUUCUGGUAUAAGAGGCUCUCUCAUCUUUACAUAGCACAUAACAGCUGUAAGGUACGGUGGCCCUGAAGUGCAAAUUUUCUAAUCUUAUGAUGUGUUUUCUGAUUUGGUGCUAUGUUUUUUUUAAUACUUGCCACGACGUAGUCUUGUACUUGCCAAUGGGAUUAAUUAUUUGCAGGUUUUUUUUGUAUUAUUGACUGUUGUGUUUUACUCUUUGCCGUUGGUUUUUCUUAUCCUUGCAGUUGCAAUUUCUCAUUUGCUGUUGUCGUUGGCUGUUGUGAUUUAUCUUUGUUAAAUUUUCUCCCAUUCUCUUAUACCUAUUCUGUUGCAUCUUCUACUUGUGCUGUUUAUUUUUUCCUAUUUUCUGUUGCGUUUUCUUAUACUUGCCAUUGCAUAUUAUUCGCCUCGGUGUGUUGUGAUUUGCACUUCAGGGCCACCAUAACACCACCUUUAGGGAAGUCACAGGACAAUGAAUAAAUCUAGCAGAAUGACUAGAUUAGUUGUGAUUCAGUAUCACCAUUAAAAAGCAUGCCUGCGGGUCUGUUGUAUUAGAAUAACCCUUAUAUUAUAACAGUGGAUUAUUCAGCAUUAACACAGUGUACAUACAGUGGUCUGAUUCAAACGGGGCACUGGGGCUUUAAAUGGCUCCUUGAACCCUCGGGCACCCAGUUAAUAAACACCCACGUCAGCACAGAGCUCCAUUCGCUCUAACCGGGUUUCGGUCUUUAGGGCUGAGCAGGAAGUGGCAGACUGGACCCUGGACGAGCAAAAAAAGAGGCGCAGGGAAUACAUUUUAAAAACCAUGGAUAUGGUGGCAGACUUGGGGGCGAGUAGACUCUAUCGGGCGCCGGGUGAAUCGAGUCACCAGCAGCCUCAGAGGUGGUUCAACACCGCCGACAUCACAGUGGCUCACCAAAGCAACCUGCUGAAGCAGCUCAACCAGCAGCGGCGUCAGGAGCUGUUCUGCGACUGCAGCGUGCUGGUGGAGGGCCAGCUCUUCAGAGCCCACCGCAACGUCCUGUUCGCCAGCAGCGGCUACUUCCGCAUGUUGCUGUCCCAGGGGCCCGACGGGCUGUCGGACCCCGUCAUCAGCGCCACCUUCGACGUCUUCAGCCCCGAGACCUUCACUGUAAUCCUAGAUUUCAUCUACUCCGGCCAGCUGGAUCUCUCUAGUCACAACGUGAUCGAGGUGAUGUCCGCAGCCAGCUACUUGCAGAUGAACAAGGUCAUCAGCUACUGCAAGAACUUCAUCAAGUCGUCCCUGGACAUCAGCAUGAAAGAUGAAGACAGUGACCGCUGCCUCAGCUUGUCUGAGACCUGCAGCUUUACCAGUGGGGCAGGAGAAGAGACCCCCGAACAGCAGCAGCAGGGCCCCUGCUCUGUCAGUCCACCACCUGCACUUUGGACCAGGGACAACUCCAGAUCCCAGUCCAGCUUCAUUGGGAAGGAUCCAGACCUAGACUCUUCAGCCUCAGCUAUAAAGACAAACCCAAGCAGCCCUGCUAAUGAGCUCAGUGUGGAGGCUGAGGACCUACAGGACCCGCAGGACCCUCUGUACACAUUGCCCAGAUCAGAGCGCCGGAGAGGUAAAGGAGGAACCAAGAGGAGGGUGCCCAACAGCAACCGCGCUCAUCAACACGAAGAGUUAGACCUUGAGGAGGCUAGGACAAAAAAGGCUGAAAAGGCCGAGGAGCUUUACGCAACUCUACCACAGAUUGUCAGUGUUAUUGGACACUUUAAUAAAGACUCCAACCACAUGAUGCGCUUCAAAUGCCCCUUUUGCACCCACACUGUGAAGAGGAAGGCCGACCUGAAGCGCCACUUGCGUUGUCACACUGGGGAGAGGCCGUACCCCUGUCAGGCCUGCAAUAAACGCUUCACCCGCCUGGAGCACCUCCGCAGCCAUUUCGAGACGAUCCAUCAAGCCAGGAAGCUGGUGUGCAGGAAGUGCAAGUGUCAGGUCACGGAGGAGACGGGACAUGUGGUGUGCGAGGGCUCGCGACGCUACCGCAUGUGCUCCGCGUGCAUCGAGGAAGUGGGCUGUGACAACAUCCCCAUGGACGGUCUGGAGGAGGCCGACGACGAGCCGGCCCUGCUGCUGGGCGUGGACGGGGAGGAGGAGGGGGACAGCAAGCGGAGCUGGAUGGUAACAGACGACGACGAUGACGACCUGGCUGAGGACUCGGGGGCCGACCUCAUCAUCCAGCAGGUGGACGACAGUGAUGAGGAGCUGCAGUGAAAUGGGACCAAAGUGUGUGUGUAUUCAUGUGUGUGUGUGUGUGUGUGUAUGUGUGUGUGUGUGUGUGGGUGUGUGAAAUCCAUGCAAUAGAAUUUAUGCAUAAAAGAAGUGAUCCACUGCUGUAAAUACACACAUUUAUGAUGUAUUCUUUGUCUAUUAGUUGAAUACAUAGACGGUAUCUAUAAAUGGAUGAGACGAGGCCAAAAGUGAUUUUGAUUGCCUCCUGGUGGCUGGCUGCAGAAUAGGUCAUAAACCCCUCCUGUUAAUGGAGCGGACGUGGGCAAGACAAAAAAGUCAAGUUUUUUUUUCUCAAAGAUGGUUUCUGACAUUUUAGUUAGUUAUUAUAAUACUGAUAAGAUUUGUUUUGGUGUUUUGGAGAAACCGUGGAUCCAUCCCGUCGUUGCAACUGUGGAGAUUCUGAUUCAGAUUCCACAUGCGCAAGAUGGCAGCGCAUCUAUCCAGAAUAUUUUGGCUUUGAUUCUGGAUAGACCGAGGAAGUGUAGACACGUCCUACGUCUUUAUUUGCAGCCUAUGGUUGAAUGAAGCUGGUUAAUCUUUACUUUGAAUGGGAUUGUGGACCUUUGUGACAAAAUGGAAUGCUUUUUGUGAAGCUUCAUAAAGAUAUGCACUAUCCAAAGCAUGCAUAUUGGUGUGUCCUGUGCGUCAGUUAUAUUUGUAUAACUAUUUCAAAGACAAGUUUUUUUGUCAAAUGCAUGGAAGAACAAACACCUUUGUACUUUUCUGGGACUGAACGUUUUGAUAUGUGGUGUUUAAGCGAAACAAAGUGACUGAACAGUGACUCUAUUAUUUCUCUACUGCCUGAGGGGAAAGUUUCUUUUCCAUGUCUCACGAUUGCAGUAGUUUUUAUGAUUAUGUUUGAUUAUUAUAUACACUAUGAUAUAACGCCAAUUAUAACUUAUUUAUUUUAUGUUUGUUUUUUACUUUUUGACACAUUAAAGAUAUUUUUAUACAUUU